GCGGUCUGCUGGUCCCGGACCGGCCAGGAAGGCAUCCAUCUGGUGAGUGUCUCCUCGGAAAGUGCCAUCCACGGAUUGUGUUGCCUCCUGUUCCUGUAGGAAAGUAAGCCGAGAGACGCGUGGAUCAGCAGCAGCAGAGAGAGGAGAGCUAUAGCCAUGUCUUCCAGCUCAGGGAAUGUGCGGAUCCUUAUAAAGGGCGGUAAGGUGGUGAACGAUGACUGCACCCAGGAGGCCGACGUCUACAUCGAGAACGGCAUCAUCCAGCAGGUGGGCAAGGAGAUGAUGAUCCCAGGUGGAGCCAAAGUCAUCGACGCCUCUGGAAAACUGGUCCUCCCCGGGGGGAUCGACACCAGCGUCCACCUGGAGGAGAGCUUCAUGAACGCCACCACGGCAGACGACUUCUACAGCGGCACCAAGGCGGCUCUUGCUGGCGGUACAACAAUGGUGAUCGGACACGUUCUGCCAGAGAAGAAUGAGUCUUUGCUGGAAGCCUACGAGAAGUGCCGCAGCUCGGCGGACCCCAAAGCCUGCUGCGACUACGCUCUGCACGUGGGAGUGACUUGGUGGGGACCCAAGGUGCGAGCUGAGAUGGAGAAGCUGGUGAGGGAGCACGGGGUGAAUUCCUUCCAGAUGUUCAUGGCCUAUAAGGACAUGUUCAUGCUGAGGGACAGCGAGCUCUUCCAGGCUCUGCAGCAGUGUAAGGACAUCGGAGCCAUAGCAAGGGUCCACGCUGAGAAUGGGGAGCUGGUUGCCGAGGGUGCAAAGGAAGCAUUGGACCUGGGCAUCAGCGGCCCAGAGGGGAUAGAAAUCAGCAGGCCUGAAGAGCUGGAAGCAGAGGCGACCCACAGGGCGAUCACCAUCGCAAAUAGGGCCCACUGCCCGAUCUAUCUGGUCAAUGUGUCCAGCAUGUCUGCAGGAGAUGUCGUUGCUACAGCCAAGAUGCAGGGUAAGGUUGUCCACGGGGAAACCACCACAGCCCACGCUGUGCUGAACGGGAUGCACUACUACCAUCAGGACUGGGCCUACGCUGCUGCACACGUCACCGUGCCCCCUCUCCGCCUGGACCCCAGCACUCCCAACUACCUAAUGAGCCUGCUGGGAAACGACACUCUGAAUGUUGUGGGCUCGGACCACCGUCCAUUCACCACCAAACAGAGAGCGAUGGGUAAGGAUGACUUCACAAAGAUCCCACACGGGCUCCCCGGCAUUGAGGAUCGCAUGAGCGUCAUCUGGGAGAAAGGAGUGAUUGGAGGUAAGAUGGAUGAGAAUCGCUUUGUUGCCGUCACAAGCUCAAACGCAGCCAAGAUCUACAACCUCUACCCGAAGAAGGGGCGGAUCAUCGCGGGAGCAGACGCUGAUGUGGUGGUCUGGGACCCCGAGGGAUCCAAGACCAUUUCUGUGGAUAACCAGUUCCAGGGAGGAGAUGUGAACCUGUAUGAGGGUCUCCGCUGUCAUGGCGUGCCGCUGGUCACCAUCAGCCGGGGCCGUGUGGUCUAUGAGAACGGGAUGUUUACAUGUGCUGAGGGCUCGGGGAAGUUCUGCCCCCUGAGGACCUUCCCGGAUCUCCUCUACAAGAAGAUGGUGCAGAGGGAAAAGAGCCAGGCUGUGAAAGCUGUGGAACGAGAGCCCUACACUGGUGAAGUAGUCCCGGUGCUCAACUCAGGAAAGAGGGAAUUUGGGGUUUCAGAUUCGGACACUCCGACGCGCCCCUCCACUCGGCACGGCGGCGUGAGGGACCUCCAGGGGUCCAGCUUCAGCCUGUCUGGUGCCCAGAUCGAUGACAAAAUUCCUAAGAGGUCCUCGGCCAGGAUCCUCGCUCCUCCUGGAGGGAGAUCCAGCGGAAUCUGGUAACCAAUCAGAAGUGACGCUGAAGAUCGACACCUGAGGGAAACAUAUGGCCAAGCAAGACAACUUGUUUUUCUUUCUGGAGUUUGUAUGUUGAACUCAGCACAGUAACAUAGGACACGUUAAACUGUAGGAUAUUUGCCGUAACAAUAUUUGAAUAUCGAUCAAACUAUUAUUGGUUACCAAAAAUGGAGUCAAUUGUUAACCAAAUAUAAGCAGCAAAUUAAAAAAAGUGUUGCCAAUGAAUAUCUUUGGCUGUUGGAUUACAUUAGGGGAAAUAUCUUACUAAUAGUUUUAGGAGUAUAGAGGUGAGUCAUGGUUUUUAUGAUGCGAUUGUGUUACCUCACUGUAAAAUACGAUUUUGCACUUGUAUCAUGUACUAUUUAGAUGCCUUUUUACAUGAUUUAAUGUCACACAUAUCACAAAUGUCCUUCUUACUGCGAGCCUGGGUGAAUGACGUGUAAUAAAUUAUUACAAGGGCAUGACAUUAUAAUGUCAGUUAUGAAAAAUAUUUGACCAAUUUGAAGUAUCAUAAUGCAAGCUAACCUUUUCUAUGCGUUUGUUUAUUGAUUAUUUAUAUUGUAUUGUGCUAUUUUCCGUCGAUGCUACCGCGUUAGAAAUAUUUCCUGAAUAAGAACGAGGUCUUGGUUCAGUAGUUAAUUAUUCACCGAUAAAUAUUUCCGAUCAUGUUUACAGCCUUAUAGCCGAAUAGACGUCUGUUCCACCCCCACCAAAUGUGAAUGAACCUAUGCUGUGUGCAUGGUAGCAUAGUUAGAACUACUGUAAUAAGCACUAAUGUUGCGAUGCAUUUUUUUUUAACGUAUCCAUUUCACCACAGAGAGCAAAAAGUCUCACCCAAACUGCCUUCUUCUCACCUGAGAACACUGACACCAACAAACACAUCGCCAGGCACAGAUCAUGAUGUUCCUUUGGUCAUUUUGUACUGGUCUGAAAGGCAGGGUGUAACAUAUUCCUCUGACAAUUACACCACUGUGAAGUAGGGCUGGGCAAUAAUAUUAUAUCGUGAUAUGUGACUACGUGGUUUUAGAAUUUGGUUAUUGUAAGCUUUCUGUUCCUGGUUUAAAGUUACAUUUUCUCAAUUUACCGCACUGUUCUUUAGCUUUUUAUAUUAUUUGCCUUUACCUGAUUAGUCUUUAAAUCCGCAUUACUGGUAAUAAUUAUCAAAAUUCUCACUUUUUUGUGAAAGCAUCAAUGGUUAACCCUACAAUAUGUCACAAUAUUGAGGUAUUUGGCCCAAAAUAUUGUGAUACAUGAUUUCUUCCCUAUUGCCCAGCCCUACUGGGAUGCUUAAAGUGAAGAUGAUGGGAUCCUCUUCAGCAUUCACAGAGUGGAAUUGAUUUAAGCAGAUAUGUUAGUCAAUGAAGGCCAUGUUGUCAGGGUAUCAAAUGCCAUCACACUGUAGGACACUGAAAGCAUUAUAACUGGAAGGCAUGCUUGUUGAGCAACUAAGGAAAAGCACUGAUACUACUACUGUAUUUGUAUUGUUUUGUUUAGUUACAGAGUAUUUCUUGUGAAUAAUUGUCUUUGUAUGUGAUUUUGUUUUGUUUUUGUAAAACCUGUAGUGUAAAGCAGGUAUGCACACAAGAUUUUGAUUAUUUUUAACAGAAGAUCCUCACUCUACAGUUACAUUCCUACAUCAUUGUUUGUUUUUUGUACAAAUGUUACUUUUAGAAGCUCUAGUGAAUCUUCCCCUGUCCUAAAUGUACACCGGUGCUGAACAAUGUGUUACCACAUUUAAUUCCUUUUAUGUCUUGUUUUUCCCUUGCAGCUCUAUAUCACAUGAUUUGAGUGCAAAUAAACCACAAUGAAAUCUCCAACUAAA
Messenger RNA from Gymnodraco acuticeps, 3688 nucleotides. It is a transcript of the gene dpysl5a, whose product is annotated as dihydropyrimidinase like 5a. Gene Ontology annotation, molecular function: hydrolase activity, acting on carbon-nitrogen (but not peptide) bonds, in cyclic amides. Gene Ontology annotation, cellular component: cytoplasm; cytosol. The coding region runs from base 157 to 1851 and encodes 564 amino acids. The transcript is spliced from 13 exons. The record is from RefSeq and is a predicted model, not a curated record. Lineage: Eukaryota; Metazoa; Chordata; Actinopteri; Perciformes; Bathydraconidae.